This is a messenger RNA of Magallana angulata, 13764 nucleotides long. RefSeq names its product apolipophorins-like. Gene Ontology annotation, biological process: lipid transport. The transcript is spliced from 36 exons. The record is from RefSeq and is a predicted model, not a curated record. NCBI's taxonomy places the organism in Eukaryota, Metazoa, Mollusca, Bivalvia, Ostreida, Ostreidae. Bases 86 to 13510 code for a protein of 4474 amino acids. Gene Ontology annotation, molecular function: lipid carrier activity.
UGACACAUCCAUCAGCUGAUAUACUUAUAUACACGGUAGAUCUCUGCUAUCAAACAAUCGACUCGCAGUCGCAUGAAGCGACAACAUGGAUUAUCAUUUAGUUCUUCUCUUGUCCCUAGUAGCGGGAUCGCUAGCGGGACCUGUUCAGAGAUCUGGAUUAUUAGGGCAAACAUCAUGCGCUAAACAAUGCACUGACAAGAGUAAAUUUGGAUACAAGAUCGGAGAAACCUACAGAUUUACAUACGAAGGAGAAACAAAGACCAGUAUUAAUGGCGGGAACAAGGAACAAUCGGGACUCAAAUUCACAGCUACAGCUCUUGUUGAAGUUCUCUCCAAGUGUGAACUGUCACUCAAGAUAGAGGAUGCUGUGUUGUCUGGAUCUGACCCUAACUACCCCAAGAGUCUGUUGACAGACACUCAGUCCAACGAGUUCAAGACAGCUCUGGAGGAACACCCUCUGCGCUUUUCUUUCCAAGAUGGUAUCAUGGAGGAGUUAUGUCCCCUACCUGAGGAGAGUGCUUGGGUACUCAAUAUCAAAAAGGGUAUCUUGUCCUCACUCCAAAACACCAUGGACACAUUCAAAACAGAACAAAACCUUGUGGAGACUGAUGUGGCUGGAAAAUGCAGAACAAAGUACAAUCUGAAACAGGAGGGAUGGAGGUCAGUGUCCAUUGUAAAGUCUAAGGACAUCAGCACCUGUCUGAAUCGCCAUGGAUUUGACACCUCCAUGGGAUACAUCCUGUAUGAGGUCCCCUCUAGUCUUCAGUCCCUUCCCAUCAUGAACAGCAGCCAUGAAUGUGAGCAGAAGAUUUCUACAGAUGGUCACAUGGAGAGCGUCCUGUGUCAUGAGGUUCAUCUGUUCAAACCCUUCUCCCAGGGAGACAGUGGUGCCAUGACAGAGGUCACACAGAAACUGGCCUUUGUGUCCAAGUCCACCGGAACCACAACUCGAAUGGCUGAGGUCAGCAGAAGAGACACACUCUUGUUCACCCAGGUUCAUGGAGAAAAAGCAAUCACCACCUCCAAGAAACAAGUUCAGGACAAACUGAAGGAACUGUGUCUGACAACAGAGAAUGGCAUCCGCCCAGAGACCCCUGAUCUCUUUGCCCAGCUUGUCAUGCUCAUGAAAAAGCUGGAUGCCACAUCAAUGGCUGAAAUCUUUGAAGAUGUGAAAGCUACCUCUUACUGCCCAAACAACAUGCAGAGAACCAAGAAAUUCUACAUGGAUGCCAUUCCAAUGGUUGGAACAGGAGCAGCAGUCAGACAGAUAACACAGCUCAUCAUGAACAACGAUGUGACUGGUGCCCUCACUGAGUCUUGGCUGGUCUCCCUCUCCUUCAUCCAACACCCAACCAAAGACAUGCUGACAGAAAUUGCUAAAAUGAUGAACACUGUUCAUGGCACCAAGAUUUUGCUCCCAAUGUCCACCCUGAUGCACACCUACUGCCAGAAACAGUCUUGUGAACAAGACAGUGACAUUUCUGAUAUCCUCAACAAAAUGACAGCCAAUCUAGGCAAUGACUGCAACGGUGCCAAUGAAGAGAAGGUAAUCUUGACCCUGAGAGCCAUUGGAAACAUUGAGCAGACUCAGACAAUGAUUCCAGUACUGGAAAAGUGUUUUUCAAGGAAGAAUAAUGCCAUGAGAAUAAGAGUGGCUGCUGUGGAAGCCUACCGUAGAAUGCCCUGUGCUGCUGAUAGAAACAACCUGAUAGCUCUGUUUCGUAACACUGAUGAAGACUCUGAGCUGCGUUUAGCUGCUUACCUCCAAGUCAUGAAAUGUCCUACUGACAACAUUCUCCAGCAAAUCAAGGAGACUCUUAUGUCAGAGGAAGUGAACCAAGUUGGCAGUUUUGUUUGGACCCACUUAAUGAACUUGAGGGAAUCCUCCAGUCCUUACAAGGAAACAGUCAAAACCAUGCUGGAGAGUGAUGACCUUCCCAAGAAAUUUGACCUUGAUCAGCGCAAGUUCUCCAGAAACUAUGAAUGGUCUCACUACUCACAGGAACUAAAUAUGGGUGGAAUGCUGGACAGCAACCUGAUUUGGUCCCCGGAAUCUUUCGUCCCCAGGUCAGUGUCUGCUAACCUGUCUGUUGAGUUGUUCGGACAUUCAGUGAAUUUGUUGGAGAUCGGAGGACGUGCAGAAGGUCUUGAUUACCUUCUGGAAUCCUACUUUGGACCAUCUGGAUACUUCAAGGAUGGAACCAUUAAUCCAGAUGAGAAGGAUUGCAGCGACAUCAAAAUGAAGAAACUGGAAAAAGUCGACAGGAAUUUUGACAAGAAGGUACAGGAGCUGAAGGGAGCCAUGUAUGCCAGAGUGUUUGGAAAUGAAGUUCUCUACAACCAGCUUGGACAAUCUGCACCCAAAGCAUCAGGAUCAAGCUUCAAUUUCUUGAAAAUGUACCAGGAACUAGCUAAAGGAAAUGAGAUUUCAUACACAAAGAGCAAUAUGUUCUUGGACAGCAGCCUUAUUGUGCCCACCAUUAUUGGUCUUCCACUGAACCUGACCGUAAAUGGAACAGUCAGUGUGGAUCUUAAGGGCCGUGCCACCAUUGACCUCACCAAGCCACACAAGAAAAUCCUUAUCGAUGGAAUCAUUGAACCAAGUGGAGCUGUGGAAUUUGCCUCAAUGAUGAGUGUAGAUGCAUACUUUACCAAAAGUGGAAUCAAAAUGACCUCCACCCUCCACUCCAGCACUGGUGUCAGCACCAAGAUAGAAAUCAAGAACAAGCAGGAAUAUGUCUUCAACUUUGAUGUACCAAAGACAAAGUCAGAAAUUGUUACAGCAAGGUCAGAAUUAUUCCUGGUUUUCAAGGAUCAAGAGAAGAAGCAAGUGCCUGCUUCUGAGGACAUUACCACCAGAAAGUUUUGUUCCGGACACACUAUUGUCCAGCUGACUGGUCUGGAGCUGUGUGGAGACAUGAUGUAUCCAGUCAGUAAGGACAAUGCUCUUGGGUUCCCACUGAGUGGUCCAGCUCACAGUGUGGUUCUUCUACACAAGAGAGACAGUCACAAAGGCUACCAACUAGAGAUCAACCAGAUUGAUAACAAAAAGCUUCUGCAUUUCAAAGUCUUCUAUGACACUCCUGGAUCAAGCACUGAGAGAGCAACAGGAUUUGAACUGGAAGUGAACAAAGACACUAAGAUCCUGAAGUCAAGCCUGAUUUCUCCAUGGAAGAAGGCUAGAUUUACAGGAAGUUUAGUUAAUGGACAGAAAGAGAAGAAACUGUCUGGUCUUGCUACUGUGGACGAGACUCAAGAAUACAGGUUCGACUCUUCUGUCGGAAUCAACACCAAGGGCCCCCAGACCAAAUAUAAGCCCAAGGUGGUCAUUAGCUAUCCCAAUGCAGCCCCUCUUAGCUUGGAUGGAUCUGUGGAUGUUGUGAACAGCAAACAAAAACAAACUCUGGACUCAGUUGUUGUACUGAAGGGAAUACAAGAUGAUCCGAUCACCAUUAAUGUUGAUAUCAAGAACACACCAAAAGCAAAAGGAGUCACCUUGAAGUAUACCUAUGAGAAAAAGAAGGAGUACUCUGCUGAAAUCCUUGCAAAACUCUCUGACACAAAGAACAAAAUGAUUGCUUAUCCCAAACUGUAUAUUAAAACCCCAACAAAGGACCUAAUCAAUGUCAAAGGCUCCAUUUCUGGAAAACCAGGAUCUAACAUCAGGGUAGUUAUUACAGAGGAUAAGCUGUUUAGAACUCCUAUAAGUGUAAAAGGGGAUGUCAAAAAAAUUGAAAGAGGAAAGCGGGUGUUCUACAAAGUAAGAGCAAACUACAAAGGACCUCAGAAAACCACGGCAAGAGUUCGUCUUAACACGGACAAGAAACCUAAAAGUUUUGGGUGUAAAAUGAUUGGAGACUACAAUUUUGUCCGCAUUUUCAAAUGGGCAAAGGAUAAAUUUGAAUACAGCAGCAAGAUCCUUAACAAAGGCACAAGAACACUGACAAGUAUUGAAGUAAAAUCAGACUUCAAAUCAUCUCGCUAUUCCACCUACAACAACCUUCUCCAAUUGAAAUCUGUUCAUCGUUUUAAUCAAGUGGUGGAGAUCAAAUCUUCCUUUGACUAUGGAAGAACUUACACCAGCAAAGUUAAUAAACAGAGGGCUAUCGUAAAUGGCAUCGCAAAAUACAGCUUCAAAAAGAAUGGUGCCAGCAUCAACUAUAAUGUCUCCAUUGGUUAUCAACCAGCUGAUCUGGAUGCUUCCAUCACAGGCACACAUUCACACACACAAAAAAAUGUUAAGUCUAACUUCGCUAUUCGAUACGAAGACAAGAACAAAGUAACCGCCUCCCUAAGACUCAAUGAUGAGACCAAAAAGAUCCCCAAAUACAGUGGAAAGGCUACACUUUCGUACCCGGGAAGAGACAUUGAAAUAGAAGCAACAGGAUCUCGAAAAACUGACAGUAUGGGUGACAUAAAGUUAGUUAUUCAACACCAGAAAGGGGCAAAGUCCAUUGUAGCUGGAGAGUUCAACCAAAAGUCCAAUACAUCAGUGGAAUUUGCAUCAAAUCUCAAAAUCUACAAUCAGAAGCCAGUCUCUCUAAAUGUUGCCACUGAUAUCAGCCUAGCAAGCCCCAAACUUGACAUGACAGUGGUCUAUGAUAAUGAUCAGUAUGCUGUUAUGGCAUCAGGGGAGUACCAACAACAAAAGUAUGGUAAGAUCAUGUCCCAUGUUCAGUACCUUCAACGCAAGGUUGCAGUUGAAGUUGAAGGUGGAGAUAAGGAAGGACAGUACAUUGGGAAAGUGGAUGUAAGUUGGGAUGCCAUCCGUAAUGCAGACAAAAGAGUUUUGUUGCAAAGCAUUGCAAGAGUAAACAGCUGGAAAGACUUCAGAGUUAUCUCAAAUCUUGAAUACCCUGGUCAAAAAAUUGCAGGAGAGCUCGAAAACCUUAUCAAGGAGAGUUAUUCUUACAAGACAUCUGGAUCAGUCUCAUGGAUUCCUAAUCAGAGGGUAUUUGCUGAAGUAAAGCUCAUGGACAAUCGCAAGAAAUAUAGAGGGGCAACAGAGGCUUCUGUGUCUAUUCAGACAUCUUUCCAAAACUUUGAGGAAAUCAAUGUCAAAGUUGGAAACAGCUACACUAAACAUGAAUAUGAAGUACAAGCUGGUGUAACCUGGUCAAAGGGUCAAACGGUAUCAGUGACUGCAACAUCCAAAUAUCCACCCAUGAUACAGGACCUAAACCUCGAUAUUAAGAUGACCACACCAUUUGAAGCCUAUGGAAACCCACAUGUGAUUCUGAUCAACAAGCUCUCUUCCUCUCAGAAAUCCCACAGUGCAAGCUUACAAGUAGAGUGGGGACAGAAGCAGUUUGUUCAUAUUGAAACAAAUGGUGAAAACAUUGCUUAUGAACUUCAAAAAAGAGAGUUUACAAGAAAUAUUGGGUUCUCAUCCAGCAUCCUGAACUAUGAGAAAGUUAUCUUUAAUAUCACACAUGAAGAUAAUUUAGAGAAGUUCAGAUCCGUAGCUGCUAUUACUCAUAACAAUGACAAAUACCUGUACACAAUAACAAUGGACCACAAGUUAACAGGAUGGCAAUUAGACAGCCGAGGAACUUUUGAUAUCAAGGGACCCUAUGACACCAUGGUACUGAUCUGGUCCCACAAAAACACUGACCGUGAUAUCAGAAGUACAGCAGAGAUCAACUGGGGAAAGAAACAGAAGUUUACAGCCGAACUGACAGGUGAUAUCCAAACUGUUCCAAAUCAUAAAAUUACAAGCAGAUUCCAGAUGAAUGUCCCAUCUUCAUCACUGAGGAGAGUUGAUGCCGUAUUUGAGCAUGAGAACAAGAUUGGAUUCAUCAAAACGCUGGCUAAAAUCAUUGCUGACAAAGAAAACAUCGGAACCAUUGAUUUAAAUUAUGGAAGACAAACUAGUAAAACAUCUGUGGACCUUCAAAUUACCAGUAAAUACAUGGACGACUUCAGACUCAAGUCUUCAGUAGAGAGUGCUAACAUGCCAAUCAAGUCUAGUUUAGAAAUUCAAUGGAAGCCAUACCAAAAAAUCACUGGGUCUUUCACUCAUUCAGACAUUUUAAAUAAUAUAGAAAGCAAACUGACCUUAACUACUCCUUUCCCACAAGCCCGCAGUAUUAUCAUUGAUGCCAGCCAUAAAUUGAAUGGUUUGGAUUGGGAAGCAAAAGGUGCUGUUGAAUAUGCACCCAUGCAAAAAAUUACAAUUGGAGGAAUCUACAACAUACACACAACUAAAAAGGCUCGUGUCUACAUCACUUCACCUUUCCCAACAAUGCAAAGAUUUGAAACAGGGGUCAAUUUCAAUGGUAACUGGAGAAAGUUUUCCACUGACUUUGAUUUUGAAAUCAAUCCUCUUGUAAAGAAAAUAACAGCAUCCUCAGAGUGGAACCAUGAUCAUCUUAACACCCAUGGAUCAGUCAAGCUGAACACACCAUUCCCACAAUACCCUUACAUGCAGGCUGAAAUCCGUAGACAGAAUAAGGUCACAUCAGAAGAAACAAGCUUCAUGAUAGAGUAUCUUCCUACCCAGAAAAUUGAAGUCAUUGGUUCUUAUGUUGCUCAACCUAAAAAUCUACAAGGAACAUUCACUGUCAAAACUCCAGGAAACAUGCCAGCAGUUAUUAGUUACAGACAAAAUGGUGACAUCAAUGCAUUUGUUAAUCAUGCUGAAAUCAUUUACAAUGAAGAUCAGAAAGUUGUGUUGGACACUACGUUUGGCAUUGAACCUAAAGUGUCUGGAACCUUCCAUAUGGAAAGCCCAAUUAAAGGUUAUAACACUGUAGAUUUCCAAUUCAGCCAUGAAGGUAAAACAUGGAAAGAUCUGAGGACACAAUUUCUGUAUGGCACUAACAAGGAAAGAAUUGAAAUUGAAACUAUUUUUGACAUAAUUGGCACUAUUGAGGCAAAAGCCAUGAUUAAAACUCCAUUUGAAGUUUUGAAAAUUGCAGAAGCUAGCUUUUCUCAUGAUGGUACAUUCCCAAAUCUUAGAACUAACAUCAGGGGCAUUUUCAACAACUACAGUCUGGAGAGCAACCUUGAGACAUCUCACUCCAUGAGAAUCACAGGUAGUAAAAUUAAUUUAGCAACGACAUUCCCAGCUGUCAAAUUCAUAGAAUUAGCCAUAAAUCACGAGGGAUCAUUGGACAGUUUCCAAACACAUAUUGAAACUACUUACAACCAAAAGUUAAUCCAGGCUGACACAGUGUUUAGUCAUUCUGAUGACUUAACAGCAUUCACUUCCACUUUGAUUACACCACUGCAAGGAUGGGAAAAAACAAUGAUAACUUUUAACAGAGAUGGACCACUCAGCAAUUUCAAAUCCACAGCAGAAAUCAAAUACCAAGAUAAAAAAAUUGCUGCAAGCUAUGACCACAGUUUUAAAAAUGGUGAUGUAGCAACCACAGCCACACUUUUCACUCCAUACACCAAUGAUAUUGUGUUCAAGUUGGACCAGAAUCAAAAGAAGAGAGGGUUCACAACCAAUAUUGAGUUCACAAUGGGAACUGACAAUGAAUGGAGAUCCCGAACAAACUACAAGCUUCGCAACAAUGAAUUUAUACUAGACAUUGAUGAAACUUUAAUUAUGGCAGGUGAAAGAUAUACUGGAAGUUUCAAUAUUGAUCAUGCAGGAGUUCUUCUGGCAUUCUCCACCAAAGUUUCUGGAAAGUUACAAUCACACAGCAUAGGUACAGAUGUUGAAUUCAAUGCACAGUCACUAGAUGAUAUUUCUGCCUCAGUGAAAAUUGAUUCAUCCUUCAAAAAUUACACUGAAAUGGAUCUUGCUGUUACACACAAACUGGUCCAAGGAAAAUAUAAAACAGGAGUCAAAGCAAGUCUGGAAAAGAAACAUACGGUAGCUGUUACUAGUGAAGUCAUUGUUCAGAUUCCAAAAACUGGUAUUAAAGUUGAUUUGCAAACAUCUUUUAGUGGCUAUGAAUCAGCGUCUGCCAGCAUCAAAACUGAUAGAUCCUCAGAUGGAUACAAAGGAGCAAUUCAAAUUGUGUAUUCCAAAGGAGAAAAAAUAACAGCUGAUGGUACAUUCAAGGCAGAAUUGCCAGUUGUGGAUGCCAACAUUCAGGUGACCACACCUUAUAAAGGACUCGAAAGUGUUGUGGUCAAGGCAAAGUCUUCAAAAUCUACCGCAGACUUUGAAGUUAGAUACGGGGACAGUCAGAAGAUCACAGGCUCUAUGUCUCAUAUCAUUGAUCUUCCAACUAUCAAUGUAAAUUGGGCUGUCACUACUUCUAUGAACACUGUGUCUGCAGAAUUCAACAACAAAAAAGUGGGCAACAGAUACACAACCACCAUUUCAACCAAUAUCAAUGGUAAGAAGAGUUCUGCAAAAUCUAUGGUUUCAGUUGAUUUACCAUCAAUUGAUAUGGAAGUUUCCAUCAAGGAUUCUCCUCUCAAAGAAUUUGUGGACUCUGAUGAACUCCCAUCAGAUUUAACACUAGUUGUUAGAAAUCUGGUUGGAACACCAAUGAUAUCCACAGAUAUCUACUUGACUGUUGAUGGCACCGAAAAGGCCAGAAUAAAAUCAGGAAUUAACACUGAUGAUAUGGUUGGAGAUAUCGUUAUUACCUUUUUAGAUGAAAAACUCAUUUCAAUAUCUCAUAAGGCAGAGGACAAGUGGACACGCACAUCAAAUGCUGCUUUGAAAUGGAAUGAUAUUAAUCAUAUGUCCACUGCUUCAAGAUGCAUGAUAAAUCUACCUGACAUUGACUGCUCAGUCACAGUGGAAUCAACAUAUCACAGAGACAUUAAAAUCUCUGUAGUGAAUACUGUAACUGAUCAACUGAUUUCCUCUUCUGCUUCUGCUUUCUUUGGAACUGCGCUAAGAUACAGUGGAGAAAUGACCCUGUCACCUAAUCCAUCUGAUAUUCAGUUUACCUUGAAACUUUUAACUCCACAUGAAAAUUUUACAACAUCAGAAGUAUCAUUCACUCACACUGAAAAAAGUAAGACUUACUCAACUAAACUGGUGGUUUCUUCUGACAAAAUUUCCACCAUCACUCUGGAAGGCAGAAACAGACUCCAGACCAUUUUUGAUUUGGAUCUUUUCGGCAAAAUAACAAGUGAUUUUGAAGCUAUUAGACUUUGUCAACUUAGUGUCACAAGUCGAAAGCAAGGAGAUGAAUAUAUCAUGCAAGUGGAAAACAUUAUGAAUCCAAGAAAAAGAACAAUUGUUGAUUUAUCUGUAGUUUUACCUGGUGAAAACCAACCACAAUCUAGAAUGCAUCUUUCUAUAGAAACACCUUUUGAAAAACUGAAGAGCUUCAAAUAUAAGGAGGAUGGAACUUCCAACAAAAAUGACAAACUGAUGAGAUCUUCAAGAACUGUCCUUAUCCAAUACAAUGGUGGUACAUAUUUGGAUAUAGAUGAAGCUGCAGACAUUUUGAUUGAUGAAGACUGGCUAUUUGAUUAUAAGCUGACUUUCAGACAUCCUAGACAAAUGGAAUAUUCAUUCAAUUCAAAGAAAGAAAACAGUCUUUUUACAGGUGAAUCUACCAUAAACUGGAACAAGGCAGACAUCAAUAGCAACUUCCAAGUCAAAGGCCAAGCAUCCAUUGUUAAUGACAAAGACCUUCAUAAUCAAGUACAACUGGAAGUUGUUCAUGCUACAAGAACAGUUGGUAUUGAUGCAAUUCUUCAUAAAACUUCCAACACAAAGAGGUCUAAAUUCAUUGUAACAUGGGACAAAGACAACAGCAAAAAAGCAGGAUUUGACCUUCACCAAGAUAACAACAAGUAUUCCACAAAGGUUGUAACUCCAACAAGAUCAAUUGAACUAGUCAAUGAAUAUGACGACAGUGCUCCUGUGGUAUGGAGUGAGAACACCUUGUAUUGGGAUGCAGACAUGGAUACAGACAAAAAAGCUAGUAUUCGCCUCACAUGCUCCUCUGGCGAACGCAACAAUGACCAUAAAAUUGACAUCAAACUGCCAACUUUCAACAAGGAAUACACUAUCAACACAUCCACUCGGCAAACUUCAAAAUUAUUUGAAAGCACUGUGGAGUUUUCCUACUCUCCAAAAAGGAAUAGGAAGAUAGUAAUGUCAGUCAGAUUGGACGAUAAGUCUACAGGACCCCAGUCCUCUAACUACAGCUGGGCUAUAGGAAUGUCUCAGGGAUACAGUAACCUUGAUAUGACCCUGAGUGGGCACCUUGGACAGUCUGAUGACAUUGAUACAUUUGGUGCCAACAUUCAAUAUCUCACCAACCAAAGAAAGACGGAGAACUUGAAUAUGUUCAUGGAGAUCAAGAAACUGCAGAGAGAGAUUGGUCUUUAUAUGUAUGAACCAAAAGGAAAAUCUAUGGGUAUCAUUGGCCGUGUAGAAUCUACAUCACCCCUGCUGGUAACAGUAGGCUGUUUGGACGAGGGCAGGCAUUCUGAGAACCUCAUAGUAAAAGUGGAUGAGAACAAACGAAGUGUUGAAAUCAAAGCCAAAUACGACUCGGAAAACCCCAACUCAGCCCUACACAUGAAAGCAGAGUUGCCAACCAAGAAAGAUCUUCAGGUUGAGCUCUACAGAACUGGUAACUUUGAGCAGGUCACUGAAUCACUCAUCAACAUCCAGCUCAAAGACUCAAGAAUCCUACAUGGAAAGAUCAACUGGAGACCAGAAAUGUUUGCUGAUGCCAUGGAAUUUACAGCCAAGAGAAUGAUGAAGGAUGCCACAGAAGCUAAUGCUGCAUUGUUAGAAGUGGGAACUGAAAUUGCUGAAGAACUGGCUGGAAAAGACUCCAAAUUUAGCAAGGAAUUGAUGGAUGAGAUUCAACCUUUUGCUGAAGCUCUGGCUAAAGAAAUUGAUAACUUCCAAGAUGAACUUAAAAUCUUUAAGCAGAAACUGACAGAAAUGAAGAGAGACAAUGAUCUAUAUCUUGGGGAUAUGAGCCAGUUCUUCAACAACUGCACUCAAGAAUUCAUUGUACAGUAUGAAAAAGCCAAGAGAUCCAUGCAGACAACAUACAGUGACCUGAAGACAAAAAUCAUUGAACUAUCCAAUGAUAUCAAGACUUAUCCAUUUGAAAAGGAAUACACCAAGAUAGUCAAUGAACUUUCAUCCAAAUUUGAGGAAUACAAGACAGAGGUACACAGCAUGAUGAUGAAGGAGGUAGACACAAUGACAGCUAGCAUCAAAGCAAACAUUCGCACGCUUCAGCGGAAGAUCAAAGAACUCCUCCAAAAGACAAAGGCAAUCGCCUCAGAAAAACUGGACUUGAUCCUUCAGCACCCUGACAUCAUAAAAAUGCAGCAACAAAUAUCUGAGAGACUUCCAGCCAUGCCAGAGUAUAGCAUGGUUGUUAAAAAGGUUAAAUCUGCAGUAAAGAAUGUCGAUCCUAUGAAGCCCUACAAUGAUGUAGUUACAAAGGUGACUUCGGUUGUGCAAAGCAAGUACGAGGAACUCAAUCAGGACAAAGACUUUGUCAAAUUCAAAAUACUCAUAACGGAAAUUUAUGAAGAGCUGUCCACUGGAUUUGAGUUCCUGUCCAUCAAGAAGCAACUCAUGGACAUCGCAACUCAAAUGCAUAGUGACAUCAAGAAAUUUAUAGUUGAGGACAUUGCUGAAAUGAAGAUUCUGGGAUUGGACAAAUCCAGAGUCAUCGCUUUUGACCCUGAGAAUGGCAACAUUGAAGUCGAAAUUUACAUGCCCACUGGAAUGGAAACCCUAGAUCGUCUACCAAAGAUACCAGUCACAAAAUUCAGGAAUGUCAUGAAAGACUUCGCAGGCAAAGUCCAGACUGUUAUCCCUGACUCAGACUUCAACCUCUGGGACAUUUACUAUAGAGUUAGACCCGCAAGUCUGCACCCCAUCGACUGGAUUCCACCAUUCAAAGGGUAUGCCUAUGUGGCUGGUAACAGGCAUUUCAUCACAUUUGACGGAAAGAAUUUUGACUUUUCUGGAGACUGCAGCUUUGUCUUGACUCGUGACCUGGUUGACAACAACUUCACAGUCAUCAUGAACUACAAGCCAAACGAGAACAUCAUGGAUAAUCUCCUGGUUCUUGCAGAAGGAAAAACCAUUGAAAUCUUCCCAGAUUUCACUGUAAAGAUUGAUGGCAAGCCCCAUGAAUUCCCAUACAUGUCACACAAGCUGAGCCUGGAGAGAGUAGGAGACUGGAUCAAACUAGAUACCGGACGUGGUCUGAUCAUAACCGGGGACCUCCCAAGCAACGUUUUCACAAUUGAAGUCAGUGGCUGGUACUUUGGAAAAUUGGCAGGUAUACUUGGAACCUACAACAAUGAGCAGUACGAUGAACUAACAACAGGUGACAACAAGAUUGUCAAAAAUGAGGACAGCUUCUACAACAGUUGGGAAGUCAGCAAGAAAUGCAGGCCCAAUGGAAACAAUGCUGUGGACAUCAUCCAGGAUGAGAGUGAUGUCAAGUACAUCAAAUGUGCUAAAGUCCUCAAGUCAACCGACUCGGUGCUCAGGCCAUGCUUCAGACAGGUUAAUCCAGACAAAGCUUUUGAGAUGUGCUUGAACCGAGAUGAUAUGUGUGCUGCCUCCAGAUUCUAUCUUCAUCAGUGUCGUCAACAGGGUGUAUAUCUGCCUCCUCCUAAAGAAUGUGUUCAGUGUGUUGCCCCCAAUGCUGAGAGUUUCGUGGCUGGUGAGACCAUUAGGAUUUCUCCAAGGAGUGAUGACUACCAGCCUAUUUCGUCAGCAGACACAAUCUUCAUUGUGGAGGAGAAACCAUGCAAUAAGGAGACAACCAAACACCUUGGCUCUCUAGUCUAUGAAGUUGAACAAGAACUCACUAAAGCUGGUAUUUCAAACAACAAAUAUGGAUUGAUUGGGUUUAACAAGAAGGGAUCACACAGUCAUACAAUGGAUGGCCAGUUACUCAAUGAUGCUACCAAUUUUGUCAAGGGUGUAGAAAGUCUCACCUUCACUAGCUACAAGACAGACACAUUAGAUGCUAUCCUCCAGGCUGCCAAUUAUCCAUUCCGUGCCGGUGUUGUCAAGAACAUUAUUCUUUUGCAAUGUGGAGGUUGCUCUGAUCUCAAAACCAUUCAGUACCAACAAGUUAGACACACUCUGCAGGCCAGAAACAUUCAAUUCCACAUUCUGAGAGACCAGGAAUUCAUGCUUGGAAACAAAACUCCAAAACAGAAAAUCUUGGGAAUGGACCGCACAAGGAAAUAUGUCCUUCAGAACUCUAAUGACAAGAGCCUUGAGAACAUGGGUUAUUCAGUGGACACCUGCUCACACCUGGCCCUACUGUCCAAUGGUUCAAUCUUUGAUUCCAGCUCACUUUCCCUAAAGAAAGUCCGCCACCAGAAAAUGGCCAUUGACACCAUCAGUAACCGCAUAGCUAAAUCCUCUUUACCCUCCCAAUGCCAAGUCUGUACUUGUGAGGCCGAUGAGACUGGGGCUGCUAAGUCAGUCUGUAGAAGUUGUUACUCAGAAAUGACAGAUUAUAUUAGCCUCUGGUGGAACACAUUUAGGCACCCAAUGACCAUUGAGCAAGAGAUUAACAAACAGUUUCAGGAGUUCUUGAAUGCAAAGAAAAAUUGGGCAGUACUGACAGCGUAAAUGAGAAAAAUGAACAAACUUUAUACCUGAUGAUCCCCCUGUGAUUUGUGCAAUGAUCAAUGCAGAAAAAACAUUAUUAGUAUCAUUACAAAUGUACUCAUUUUUAUCACUACUCAUUUUUAUUCAUUUAAAACUAUCGUGUGAGUUUUCCUCUUUAAUCUUACCAAUCAAAAAAAUGUUUGAAUAAAAAUCCUGUAAAUACUUUGACUUUAUUUAUUGUUAAGUAAUAUGUAAUAAAAUAUUUGAAUAAUGAA